Parnassius apollo (apollo) is the source of this 279-nucleotide messenger RNA. The record is from the annotation of a GenBank genome assembly. NCBI's taxonomy places the organism in Eukaryota, Metazoa, Arthropoda, Insecta, Lepidoptera, Papilionidae.
AUGUUACGCAUAAAACGCAACAUGAUGGAAAAAAUGGAUAAAAGAUUACCAGUUACAAAGCCCAUUGUUGCAGCAGCACUAUUGGAUAACCGCUUUAUGAGUCUGACUGAAAUUGAUUCAUUUCUAGAAAACGAGAAUAUGACCAGAAUAUCCUUCCUUUCCUCGUACAUUAGAGAAGUCAUAAAUGUCAAUAACGAGCCAGAGGCUUUAGCCGAAAAUGCAGGCAAUACAAGCACCAGCAAUGUAACCGGUUUUGCCGGUUUCAAGGUAAUCCAAUAG